Cynoglossus semilaevis (tongue sole) is the source of this 2068-nucleotide messenger RNA. RefSeq names its product heat shock 60 protein 1 (gene hspd1). Bases 155 to 1891 code for a protein of 578 amino acids. The record is from RefSeq and is a predicted model, not a curated record. The transcript is spliced from 11 exons. Gene Ontology annotation, biological process: protein refolding. Lineage: Eukaryota; Metazoa; Chordata; Actinopteri; Pleuronectiformes; Cynoglossidae. Gene Ontology annotation, molecular function: ATP-dependent protein folding chaperone; ATP binding.
AUACACAGUCAAGGGCACGCCGGUAAAUACCCCGGAUGUGAUAGUCCAUGUGCAGUCUGGUCCUCGGUUACUCCACACCGUCGUUCUCUCCUCUCUGCUACCGUGCAGAAUUUAUAUCACCUUGUAGCAGCUUCAAGCUCUCGACAGGACAAACAUGUUUCGUCUACCUACACUCAUGAAGCAGGCGAGGCCUGUGUGUCGAGCUCUGGCCCCUCACCUCACUCGAGCCUACGCCAAAGACGUCAAAUUUGGUGCCGAUGCUCGGGCACUAAUGCUUCAGGGCGUCGAUCUGCUGGCUGACGCUGUGGCUGUCACCAUGGGGCCUAAGGGUCGCACCGUCAUCAUUGAGCAGAGCUGGGGCAGCCCCAAGGUCACCAAGGAUGGCGUGACGGUGGCCAAAAGCAUCGACCUGAAGGACAGGUACAAAAACAUUGGUGCCAAGCUGGUGCAGGAUGUUGCCAACAACACCAACGAGGAGGCUGGCGACGGCACCACCACUGCCACCGUGCUGGCCCGCGCCAUCGCCAAGGAGGGAUUUGACACCAUCAGCAAAGGAGCCAACCCUGUGGAGAUUCGUCGUGGAGUAAUGAUGGCAGUGGAAACGGUCAUUAGUGAGCUGAAGAAGCUGUCCAAGCCCGUCACAACUCCAGAAGAGAUUGCACAGGUGGCCACAAUCUCAGCCAACGGGGACGUGGAAAUUGGUAACAUCAUCUCUAGUGCCAUGAAAAAAGUCGGCCGCAAGGGAGUCAUCACCGUUAAGGAUGGAAAGACUCUCCACGAUGAGCUGGAAAUCAUUGAGGGCAUGAAGUUCGACCGUGGAUACAUCUCACCUUACUUCAUCAACACUUCCAAGGGUCAGAAGUGUGAGUUCCAGGAUGCAUACGUGCUACUAAGUGAGAAGAAGAUCUCUAGUGUUCAGAGCAUUGUACCUGCUCUGGAAAUUGCCAACCAGCACCGCAAACCUCUGGUUAUUGUCGCUGAGGAUGUGGAUGGAGAAGCUCUCAGCACACUGGUUCUCAACAGGCUCAAGGUUGGACUGCAGGUGGUUGCAGUUAAAGCCCCAGGCUUUGGAGACAACCGCAAAAACCAGCUGAAGGAUAUGGCCAUUGCCACAGGGGGCACUGUAUUUGGAGAUGAAGCAGUUGGCCUGGCUCUUGAAGACAUCCAGGCUCAUGACUUUGGCAAGGUUGGAGAGGUCCAGAUCACAAAAGACGACACCCUGCUCCUCAAGGGUGGCGGCAGCCCGGCCGAGGUCGAGAAGCGAGCAAACGAGAUUGCAGAGCAGCUGGAAAACACCACCAGUGACUACGAGAGGGAGAAGCUGAAUGAGAGGCUGGCCAAGCUCUCAGACGGAGUGGCUGUGCUCAAGGUUGGAGGAACAAGUGACGUGGAGGUGAACGAGAAGAAGGACAGAGUGACCGACGCUCUGAACGCCACCAGGGCUGCCGUGGAGGAGGGUAUCGUCCUUGGUGGAGGCUGUGCUCUGCUGCGCUGCAUUCCAUUGCUCGACACCAUCACCCCUGUCAACGAAGACCAGAAGAUUGGUAUCGACAUCAUCAGACGGGCGCUGCGUAUUCCCGCCAUGACCAUUGCAAAGAACGCAGGCGUGGAGGGUUCUCUGGUGGUGGAGAAGAUCCUGCAAGCAUCGCCUGAAAUUGGCUACGAUGCCAUGCAGGGAGAGUUUGUCAACAUGGUGGAGAAGGGAAUCAUCGACCCCACCAAGGUGGUGAGGACAGCACUUCUGGACGCUGCAGGUGUAGCUUCUUUGCUGUUCACCGCUGAGGCCGUUGUCACGGAGAUUCCCAAGGAGGAGAAGGAGAUGCCAGGAGGAAUGGGUGGUAUGGGUGGAAUGGGAGGAAUGGGUGGAAUGGGUGGUGGCAUGGGAUUCUAAGUCCACCCAACCUCCUGACUUGUUGCUGUACAGACUCGAUGGGCAGAGAGAAGUUGAACGUGGGGAAAACCUGCCUCCACUAAUGUCCUGCUCAGACCAACUGGGGCAUCACUCUGCCCUGCCCUCUCAAAAAAAAAAAAAAAAAAAACUAUUUAAGUCUCCUGUCUGUGUCUUUGG